UCAAGAAACAGAUACAUCCAUGGCCCAUGAAGAAGAAGAACCAAGAAAGGUUCAAUACCCUCUAGACUCAAACUGCUACAAAAUUCUUGAUGAGAUCGGCCAAGGUGUAAGUGCCAUCGUUUACAAAGCAAUAUGUCCACCCAUCAACUCUUCUGUAGUGGCAAUCAAAGCUAUUGAUUUAGAUCAAUCUCGAGCUGAUUUGGACAAUGUUCGACGUGAAGCCAAGACCAUGUCCCUUCUCUCUCAUCCCAAUAUUCUCAAGGCCCAUUGUUCUUUCAUGGUUGAUCGUCGUCUUUGGGUGGUAAUGCCAUUCAUGUCCGCUGGUUCUCUACAGUCCAUAAUUGCUUCAUCUUUCCCUGAUGGCUUGUCUGAGCCAUGCAUUGCCAUAGUUCUCAAAGAAAUUCUAAGUGCUUUGUCAUAUCUUCAUGAUCAAGGCCACCUUCAUAGAGAUGUUAAAGCUGGUAACAUUCUCAUAGACUCAAGUGGUACAGUGAAGCUUGCAGACUUUGGUGUAUCAGCUUCGAUUUACGAGUCAAGUUCAUGCCAUGGAUUGGCAGCCUCUUCAUCUUCAUCAUCUUUGAUGCUCACUGAUAUUGCCGGAACACCAUAUUGGAUGGCUCCGGAGGUGAUUCACUCUCAUACUGGAUACAGUUUCAAGGCUGAUAUAUGGUCUUUUGGCAUCACUGCACUAGAACUAGCCCAUGGAAGGCCACCUCUAUCCCACCUUCCACCUUCAAAGUCUUUGAUCAUGAAGUUCACUAAGCAUUUUCGAUUUUCUGAUUACGAGAAGACCAAAAAUAGCAAGAAUAAGAAGUAUUCCAAGGCUUUCAAGGACAUGGUGGGACUAUGUCUUGAUCAAGAUCCAUCCAAGAGGCCUUCAGCAAAUAAAUUGCUCAAGCAUUCAUUUUUCAAGAAUUGUAAAGGUUCUGAUUUUUUGGUCAAGAAUGUAUUGCAAGAUUUGCCCACUGUAGAAAAAAGGUUCAGAGGAACAAAGCUUCAACGACUUGCAUCAAUGAACAAAACUGAUGAUGAAGAUGAAGAUGAAGAAGGGUUAUUUUUGGGAGACAAUAUGAAACAAAGGAGGAUUAGUGGGUGGAACUUUAACAUUCAUGAUUUUGAAUUGCACCCUGUAUUUCCAAUUGAGAGAGAGGAUGAUAAAAUUGUGAAACAAGUUUGCUUUGGCGAUGAAAUGAUUAUUCCAGACAAGGGAGGCGACUCAGAUGUAUGGAAUUCGAGUUCACCUGAAGAAGCAGUGGGUGGCACCCUAGUUGUUGGCCAAGGGAGGGAGGAUUUGGAAAAUGAGCAACACAAAGAGGGUUGUUUGGUAGGUGAAGAUGAGAUCACCGUUGUUCCAACUGCUGCCCUUCGGGGUGGUGGAGGGGAUAGGGAAGGGAUGAUGAGGAGUCUAUUGUUUUUGAAGACAAGUUUGGAAGAUCAGAGGCAAAAGGUGAUGGAUUUGAUAGCUUUGUUACAAGGGAAAGAGUGGGUAGAGUUGAGCAGAGAAGAGCAAUUGAUGCAAAUAAUUGCAAACUUGAGAAUGGAGCUGGAAAGUGAGAAGAAGAAGAACUCUGAACUGGAGAUGGAAGUGGAGUUUCUGAAGUUAGAUCUCUCUGGUGAGUAGUGCCUCUGAGUUAUGCUAUUCUCAAUGGUGUCUCUUUGUCUUUCCGUCUUCACUUGUGUUUGUAUUGUUUCUUCUUUUUGUGUGUCUAUUAACUAGAUGAACUGGAAUUUCCAUACUUUUGGUAGCUGGAGUGGAUAUUGAAUCACAAUCACAGAAUUGGAUGUACCAAG
This is a messenger RNA of Ilex paraguariensis (yerba mate), 1791 nucleotides long. NCBI's taxonomy places the organism in Eukaryota, Viridiplantae, Streptophyta, Magnoliopsida, Aquifoliales, Aquifoliaceae. The record is from the annotation of a GenBank genome assembly.